AUAUAAAUAUUUUAAGAUAUGAACCAACCUCAUUGCAAACAUAAUCAGUUCUUAGAAAAGAACCAAUGUCCUUGCAUGACAGAGAAUAAUGAAUGGGUCUACCCAGACAAUGUUUUUGUAGAUGUAGAGAACCAAACUAGUGAUGUUAAUAAGAUUGGCUGGGGAUUUGUAAACCAACUAUGAAAGGCAAAAAAGAAGAAUGAAGACUACAGACUUGAUCUUUUAAGGAAACUUUUGAAGAAUCAAGAUUAUGGCUGUCAGGAUGAAGAGAUCCUAGAUCAAUCAGAUCAUUUAGAAAAUAAAGAGGAGGAUCACUUAUUAACAAUAUCUAAAUGUCACAAAACACUAUUGCAACAUAAGAUUACUAAUGAUAUCCCUACUGGCUUCAGUGCCCAACUUGGUUUAAUAAAAGAAAAAAAUGAUAUGACAACUCAAGAUUUAUUAGAUCAAAAGUCCUCUCUUUCCCACAGCUACAAAGAACCCGGAGCACGAAGAGACGUUAAACUCAAAACUUCUGUCAGGCAGAUGAGAAGGUUCUAUAGAGAUAUCUUCAAAAGUAAAAACAGACUACUUGUCAGAAAGAGAUAUGUCAACUGAAGUAUUGCAGAGGUUAUCAAAGGAUUUCGCUCAUGACUGGCAAACAUAGUUCCCACAGAUUUGAUCACUCAAGAUCUGAUCUAUUUUGGCAUAGGAAUAACUGGAAUUAAGAAAUCUGAAACGCUUAGAUGUAGAAAAGAAAUCAAGCAAGAAAUUAAGAAUUUCUUGCAGCUGACACGCAGGUUUUCAGAGAGGAGACUAAGAAAUCUGGUCAAGUCUUGCAACAUAAAAACUUUGCUAAGAUAUUUCAUCUUGAACAAAGAUACGCCAGAAAGCAGAAGACUCAAAGAGUUCAUGAAUUCUUUUGAGUAA
Molecule: messenger RNA, 909 nt
Organism: Moneuplotes crassus
Lineage: Eukaryota; Ciliophora; Spirotrichea; Euplotida; Euplotidae
Source: the annotation of a GenBank genome assembly